Molecule: messenger RNA, 780 nt
Organism: Aphanomyces astaci
Lineage: Eukaryota; Oomycota; Saprolegniomycetes; Saprolegniales; Verrucalvaceae
Exons: 1
Coding region: 1-780 (259 amino acids)
Biological process (GO): dephosphorylation
Molecular function (GO): protein tyrosine/serine/threonine phosphatase activity
Source: RefSeq, a predicted model, not a curated record
AUGCAAUCUUUCACGGCGACCCAAACGCGGGCGUUGCGAUACUUUGUCGCUCUCCAUGCCGCGUACAUGCAGAAACGAGGAAUGAGCCUCGGUGGGGAUGAUGCAUCCCCACAUGGAGCUCCAUUUGACCUCCGGUGUCCUUCCUUUGAGCUUCAUCUUGAAAACUUUUAUCUCUUGGCGGUGCACAAGGCAGCCGACGAAGUUGUCGCGGACGCGCAACGAGACUUGCACGAGGUGAUGGUCGAAGAAAAACUCUCGUUGCUGCCCAGCGUUCGCAGCUUCAUCACUCGAGAGCGCUUUGACGUCGCCGUCUACACUGACAAGCAGCAAGUGGUACCAGGGAUGUGGCUGACUUCGGCGCUGAGUCUUCACGCGAUGCUGGCGCUGGACGAGACAUCACCGCCCAAGUUCCGACGGACUCUGGUCUGCUGCACAAAGCGGGAGCCGGCCCCGCUCCUCGAAAGCGACGGCACGAUAGAUCUCAUGGUAGACGACGAACACACCAUCGACUUUGCGUUGAUUGUCAAGCGCCUCCGUGAGAGAAAAGCAGUGUGUCCAUACAUGAUUGUGUACUGUGACUCGGGGAUUUCGCUGAGCGGCGCCGUUUGUAUUGCGUACAUCAUGGCUACCCACUUCCUUCCAUUAGAUGCCGCCAUGGCUGUCGUGCGCGCAGCGAGGAGGCUCGUAGAGCCGUCCGACGUCUUGCUCUCGUCACUUCAGGUGUACGCGUCCAAGUUGAAGCUGGACGUUGAUUCCGUCGAUUUGUUUAGACCUUUGUAA